ACACAAGGUAACACAGCCAGGUACUGAAUACGACUCUUCCAUGAUCAUGAGGAGCUUACCCCGUGGCGUGGGAUUGCCAUGGCGUGUAGAGGGGGUUGUGGAACAAUAAGCUAUCUAUGUGUCUGUCGGAUUGUGCCGUGCCGGUGAACCGAUGGCAUGCAUUGGGUAGUUAUGCUGUUGCUAUAGGUAUAGGUAUAGGAUGGAUAGGUAUGCAUAUAGACAAUAUGUUAUGGAAUAGCCACUACAGGGAUGUGUAUAGCUGCUCGAUACCGAGAAGAGAUAAUUUCCGAGUGAUCAGUACUUAGUUGACUGCUACCCUUAUACCUCUACUCACAAGU
Aspergillus piperis CBS 112811 is the source of this 338-nucleotide messenger RNA. RefSeq lists its product as uncharacterized. Lineage: Eukaryota; Fungi; Ascomycota; Eurotiomycetes; Eurotiales; Aspergillaceae. Bases 117 to 305 code for a protein of 62 amino acids. The transcript is spliced from 2 exons. The record is from RefSeq and is a predicted model, not a curated record.